AUGAUUAAAGCAAUAACUCUACAUUCACGACUUCUGUAUCAUCCCUUGUCAUCCUUAUUUGCAAAACCAGAAAAGGGAACAAUAUUCGCAAAAUUAAAGAAAAUUAUAUCAACAGUCAGCAGCGAUAAUAAUCCCAUGAGUGAACUGAUAAAACAUUCAGAAAUGCAUGUGCUAUUUGAACCAUGUGCUACGGCAGUUGAUGUGAUAAUUUCAAAUGAUGAGCUAGCAUUGAAUGAGGAACAAGAACUGCUAGAAAAAAUUGAUAACACAACUAUGCUUUUGAUCUAUACCGAUGCCUCUAAACAACAUGAUGAAGUAGCAGCAGCCAUGACGAUAAUGACAAAAGCUGGUGAUGAGUUUAGAUGGGAGGAUUAUGGCAUGUAUUUAGGACAAAAAUACUCCGUGUAUCAUGGCGAGCUGUUAGCGAUACAACUUGCUCUAAAAAUUCUAGUAGAUAUAUCACCUUCAUCAAAACAAAUUACCCUUUUCACGGAUAACUAG
Molecule: messenger RNA, 501 nt
Organism: Didymodactylos carnosus
Lineage: Eukaryota; Metazoa; Rotifera; Eurotatoria; Philodinida; Philodinidae
Source: the annotation of a GenBank genome assembly